AUGGCGUCCAACCUUCUGGGCACUGCGAAAUCGACGCUGCCCAACGAACUCGCUCUCCUAGUGCUCGACAAUCUCGAAGACAACAACAAAGCACUAUGCGCUCUUGCUCGCACGUGUCGCGGUAUGCAACACCUCGCCGAGGAGCGACUCUACAAGCGAAUCGAACUUCUUUCGGUAAAGAACCUUCAUGCCAUCAUCGAAGCCUUCACAUUGCGUCAUGAACGCGUUCGUGCCGUACAAAUACUCAAGAUCUUAUAUCAAUACAAAGACAACAGUUUGAAGGACAGCGACGAGAUAAGGACAACCUUCAACGAGUGCGUAGCUCGUAUGGUCAAUUUGAGGGAAUGGCAUAUUGAGAGCCCUUACGAUAAUUUCCACUGGGAGGGAGCUGGUGGCGAGGCUUGGGUUCAUGGCGAUAUGCAACGUUUCCGCCGUGCACUUGACACAGCCUGUGUCGAUGGCCCAAUCGAGGCAGACAAAAUCACGGUCGAACGCCGUUUGGGAAAGCACGUCGAGCGGACUGUCGGGUUGGGUCUUCUGGAGAGCUUGACCAUUCAUUCGCACGGCGCGGAUACCGACUUCUGGAACCUCGAUGGCUUCCAUUGCCUCUUUCGGCAUCCUGCACUCAAACACCUCCACGUCUCCUGCGUUGCUUUUCCGGCUUCUGAAAUUCCCGAACUUGCAUCACACACCCGCGCGACUCCUCUGACUUCGCUUGUCUUUGAUGAGUGCGUGCUACAACCCAAAAGCUUGCUCAGCAUCUUGCGUACGCCGGCACGACUAAAGACAUUGACUCUCGGUGAGAACGUUUUUAAUGUCAAUCGUUCGAGGCAGGUUAAGCCUGUCCUGAACAAAGAUCCGUGCGGGUCGCUAGGCGCUCUCUCAGCAGUUGCGCAUUCACUGGAAAGCUUAACACAUCUCAACCCCGGUUGGCGUAUCGAUAGAAGCCCCCAUGUGCUGCGCAGCAUACGGCCAUCCGGUGACGGCAUGCGCGAUUUCCACCUUCUUAAAUACAUGGAGUGCGAUACAAACUCCUUCCUGCAUCAGGCAGUAGUCAUGAACCGCGAUCUAGCGCCACCUAGCCUGGAGACACUUCGCGUUCGCCGGCAUUGGGACGUUCCUAUCGACUUCUGGGAUCAACCGCCUGACUUCGAUCACUAUGCCGCAUUGCCCUCUCUGAGGACCCUCGAGUUGGUGCAAUCAUCCUAUCUUUGGCUCGACUUGUCAGACACUGAUUACGUCUGCGAUGAUGAGCGUCUCCGCAAUCGUCAUGCGAAGGCAUACAAGUUGUUCAAGGCCGGCAUCAACCUCAAGAUGAUGAUAGAGCUACACAAAAGCCCUAGCUUGAUACCACCGUAUCUCCAUGACGAGCCCAUCCCAAUCAUCGAAUGCAUGUACGAUGCAAGCGUUGCCGGCUUCCACCGCCACAUAAAUCAUGAAGAGACCGACGAAGGCGCUCAGAUUGCCCAGGAGUCCCCGAAGGAAGCACCCGAAACGGAUCAACUGGGUGAUGCGGACAUCAAUAGGUUAAGAGGAGAGACGCGACGCGCUUUGCACGUCCUCAAGCAUAAGUUUGUUAAACCCGGCCGCCGACUCGCAUUCAUGGACAUGUUCGACUCCGAUGACGAGAGUGAAGAGAUGGCUGGUAGUGACGACGAUUUUGAGGUCGACGACCUUGACGAAGAGGAUGAUAUGGAGCUUGAUCUUGAGCUAGAUGAUGAUGGACACUUUGUGGAUGAAGACGGCAACCACGUGUUUGAGCAAGACGGAGAGCUCUAUGUUACAAUGUGGGAGACAGCCACUGAGGACGAGAUGGACGAGGAUGGAGAAGACGAUAACGACGAGAUGCAUGACGCGGUGGAAAGCCAACAGCAGCCUGCCAACGAUGAUGUGGACUAA
This is a messenger RNA of Alternaria atra, 1899 nucleotides long. RefSeq lists its product as uncharacterized. NCBI's taxonomy places the organism in Eukaryota, Fungi, Ascomycota, Dothideomycetes, Pleosporales, Pleosporaceae. The coding region runs from base 1 to 1899 and encodes 632 amino acids. Gene Ontology annotation, molecular function: protein binding. The record is from RefSeq and is a predicted model, not a curated record. The transcript has 2 exons.